UUUCGGAGUUGAUAACACCAUUAUAACCUUUGUUGAAUGUUGGCAUAUUGCAUAAAAAAAUAAUAGGUAUUAGGGUAUACUUUAUAUAGGUAUGUUACAAAAGUAUAAAACAAGUUUUUAGUUGAUAGUAAAUUCAAUUAAGGUUGAGUUGUCGUCAGUAUGAGUGGUGAACCGCAAGCGAAACGUUCAAAAAUGAGUGCCUUGGAUCAACUAAAGCAACAUUCAGUCGUUGUGGCAGACACCGGCGAUUUUGAAGCUAUGAAGGAAUAUAAACCAACUGAUGCAACAACCAACCCUAGCCUUAUAUUAUCGGCUGCUGGUAUGGAACAAUACCAACAUAUACUGGAUAAGGCCAUCAAAUAUGCUAAAGAACUUGGCAGUACUAUUGAGGAACAAGUUGCUGAAACUCUGGACAUGUUGAGUGUGUUGUUUGGAUUGGAAAUACUUAAAAUCAUCCCUGGAAGAGUUUCAGUAGAAGUUGACGCAAGAUUAUCAUUUGAUAAAGAUGCAAGCAUAGCAAAGGCUAUUAAGUUAAUUAACAUGUUUGCUGAAUAUGGAAUUAAGAAGGAGAGAAUUUUGAUUAAAUUGGCAUCUACCUGGGAAGGAAUUCAAGCAGCGAGGGAGUUGGAGAAGAAGCAUGGCAUCCAUUGUAACCUGACGCUACUGUUUUCGCUGUAUCAAGCAAUCGCGUGUGCGGAGGCAAAUGUUACCCUCAUUUCGCCAUUUGUUGGACGCAUUUUGGAUUGGUAUGUUGAACACACCAAGAAGACUUACGAGGCUAAAGAAGAUCCCGGAGUGCUUUCCGUAACUCGCGUGUAUAAUUACUACAAGAAAUUUGGUUACAACACUCAAGUGAUGGGCGCGUCCUUCCGUAACACGGGCGAGAUCCGCGAGCUGUCUGGAUGCGAUUUGCUCACUAUUAGUCCGAAACUAUUGCAAGAACUGGCCAGUAGCGAUGUUCCUCUAAAGAAGGUUCUCGACCCUAAACUAGCGGCGCAAAGCGAUAUUGAGAAAGUAUCGCUUACAGAAGCGCAGUUCCGCUGGCAUCUCAAUGAAGACCAAAUGGCUACCGACAAGCUUUCCGAUGGCAUUAGAAGAUUCGCGGCGGACACGAGAAAACUUGAGUCUCUAAUCAAGACUCUUCUUGCUAAAAAGUGAUUUUAUUAAUGAUGCAACAUUACUUUAUUACUACAUUCUUUUAAGAUAUAUGGUUUGGUCUACUUAAGUAAGCAGCACUAGACCUAAACAGCAACCUACCUAUUCACUGAGAACAGCAUAAUAAAAUACUGCUUUAUUACUAGAUUAUAAUAAAAUUAUCGAAAUAAUAUAAACGAAUGCAUAUAAAAAUGGGCACCGUACGUAACUUGCAUGUUGUUCUUAAUUGACCUACGCACUGUUCGCAAAAAUAAAUUAUUGGAAUCUUAAAAUUACACCCUGUAUAUUUGGAGACGUUAGUGAGGGUCUGGUACUGCUGCGUAAUGGACGCCGACCUUUAUGUGGUGUUGAUUUCUUCUAAUUUUAUACAAAACUGUAUAUCUUGUUUUUCUGAUUCUAUUUUGUUGUCUUGUAGUGAUACUAGUAUACUAUAAUUGGUAAGAAUCUUUUAGGAAGUUUUAAUAUUUGUGGAAAAAAUGUGUUUAUAAAAUAUUUGAAUGGGCUUCCUGAAAUAGCAUUUAGAUUUAUUACCAGAGCAUUCUUUUUGAUGCUUUAAUUUUUGGAAAUGUAAAGAAUUUAUGGGACCAUAAUAUACUUAGUUGUGAAUUGUUACUUUUGUAUCGUUCAGUAAGAAGGAAUAAAUGUUUUUGAAUAUAUUGCA
This is a messenger RNA of Manduca sexta (tobacco hornworm), 1816 nucleotides long. It is a transcript of the gene Taldo, whose product is annotated as transaldolase. Gene Ontology annotation, molecular function: transaldolase activity. Bases 160 to 1158 code for a protein of 332 amino acids. Gene Ontology annotation, cellular component: cytoplasm; intracellular anatomical structure. Gene Ontology annotation, biological process: carbohydrate metabolic process; pentose-phosphate shunt; pentose-phosphate shunt, non-oxidative branch. The record is from RefSeq and is a predicted model, not a curated record. NCBI's taxonomy places the organism in Eukaryota, Metazoa, Arthropoda, Insecta, Lepidoptera, Sphingidae. The transcript has 8 exons.